GAUAUUCCUCUCUUCUUUUCCAUCUUCCAUAUACAUCUACUAUGGCUUCGCAAUCUGGUCGUGUUCUUCUGGCUUACUCUGGAGGGCUGGAUACAUCUUGCAUCCUAGCAUGGUUGAUCGAGCAGGGAUAUGAGGUCUACGCCUUCAUGGCUGAUGUUGGUCAAGAAGAGGACUUUGAGGCAGCCCGGGUUAAAGCCCUUGCUGUGGGCGCCAAAAAAUUCUUCCUCGAGGACUUGAAGCGUGAAUUUGUAACCGACUUGAUCUACCCUGCCGUUCAGGCCAACUGUAUUUACGAAAACGUGUAUCUUCUCGGCACUUCUCUUGCACGACCUGUUAUUGCUCGCGGAAUGAUUGCAAUUGCCGAUCAGGAGGGAUGCGACUUUGUGGCACACGGAUGCACAGGAAAAGGAAACGACCAAGUCCGCUUUGAACUCGCAUUUUAUGGUCUGAAACCAGACAUCAAGGUCAUUGCCCCUUGGAGGAUUCCAGAGUUCUACCACCGUUUCGCCGGACGGCAAGCUCUCCUUGCCUACGCCGCACAAAAUCAGAUUCCUGUUCAGCAAACUGCGGCCAAGCCAUGGUCGACUGAUGAGAAUCUCUUCCACAUCUCCUACGAGGCCGGAAUUCUCGAGGACCCCAACACCACACCACCCACAGACAUGUGGAAACUUACUCAAUCCUUGGAGGACGCCCCUGCAACCCCUGAAAAAAUUUCUAUUGAGUUCAAGGCUGGCUUACCAGUCAAGGUUGUUACAUCGGAUCAAAAAACUAUCACAGAUCCUGUGGACAUCUUCCUUACACUCAACACACUCGGCAGGAAACACGGUAUUGGUCGUAUCGAUAUUGUUGAAAAUCGGUUCAUCGGUGUGAAGUCCCGUGGAUGCUACGAGUCUCCUGGGGCAACCAUCUUGCGUGUAGCCCACAUGGAUAUCGAGGGGCUUACCCUGGACAGAAAUGUACGCGCGCUGCGUGACCAAUUCGUCACUGUUGAAUUCAGCAGGAUCUUGUACAAUGGCCACUUUUUCACUCCUGAAAGGGAAUUUGUAACAAGUGCCAUCCCCGCUAGCCAGAGGACAGUAAACGGCGUCGUUAGACUCAAGCUCUACAAAGGCAACGUGGUUGUUGAGGGACGCUACUCGGAUGAGGGGCUCUAUGAUGAGCGUCAAUCAUCUAUGGAUGAACUUGGUGGAUUCGAACCUACAGAUACCACCGGUUUUAUCCAAAUCGAGAGCAUCCGGAUCAAACAGUGGGCUCAGGCUAACAUCCGAAAAGGCCAAGCUGGCGUGCAACCUCAAGAUGUUUAUGGUACUCGCGUCUAGUGGGCCCUGUCUAUCAUCCCGCCGCGCAAAGGAACGUCACAAAAGUGCUGCAUCUGUAUCACAUCUGUAUCCACUGCUUGUUUAUCAGCCGUCUUGUACUCUUUUUGUUGUUGUAGUUCCCGUCAUAUACCACGGAUGGCUCACAAAAUAUAUUUGCUUUUAGAUCUU
Serpula lacrymans var. lacrymans S7.9 is the source of this 1487-nucleotide messenger RNA. RefSeq names its product putative argininosuccinate synthase. Gene Ontology annotation, cellular component: cytoplasm. Bases 42 to 1319 code for a protein of 425 amino acids. The transcript is spliced from 9 exons. The record is from RefSeq and is a predicted model, not a curated record. NCBI's taxonomy places the organism in Eukaryota, Fungi, Basidiomycota, Agaricomycetes, Boletales, Serpulaceae. Gene Ontology annotation, biological process: L-arginine biosynthetic process; urea cycle. Gene Ontology annotation, molecular function: argininosuccinate synthase activity; ATP binding.